CGCGACACCAUUUACGGCUGACUGUCGCAACUAUUAACACGUGUGGAAAGCGAAGGGAGAGAAGGAGUAAACAGCUGCUGAGAAUAUUCCAUUAAAAGUGUUCGUCGGGGUCCAGCAAUGGCGAAGAGCUUACGGAGUAAGUGGAAGAGAAAGAUGCGUGCUGAAAAGAGAAAGAAGAAUGCACCAAAGGAACUGGCGAGGCUAAAAUCAGCACUUGGCAUCGAAGGAAAAGGCGAAAUCGCGAUGAAGGACAUCUCAGAGAUUGCUACCGUGGUACCAGCGGAGAAGCUGAAGGAGAGGGCUGAGGAUGUGGACAUGGAGGGGGGUGGAGAUGACUGUGGCAAAAUGGACAUGGAUGGCAAGCUCUGCAAGAAAACGCUGCUCAACGAACACGGACAGUACCCGACAUGGAUGAGUCAACGACAGAUGAAGAAACAGAAGGCCAAACGGAACCCAAAGAAACCAGGAAAAGCCAAGAAGCAGAAGAAGAUAGCUUGGUAAACUGCCGGUGUCAUGACUCAAAAGCGACUGCUUGCCAGAAAACGGAAAUACUUCAUGGACUGCCCCCCUGUAACUCUGGACUACAGAGGAUCAGCUGCAUCAAAUCACUGUACAUACACCUGGCACCCCCGACUGUCACCCCAGAAACU
This is a messenger RNA of Engraulis encrasicolus (European anchovy), 650 nucleotides long. Its product is annotated as protein LLP homolog. Gene Ontology annotation, molecular function: RNA binding. The record is from RefSeq and is a predicted model, not a curated record. Bases 118 to 501 code for a protein of 127 amino acids. Gene Ontology annotation, biological process: dendrite extension. Gene Ontology annotation, cellular component: nucleolus. The transcript is spliced from 3 exons. Lineage: Eukaryota; Metazoa; Chordata; Actinopteri; Clupeiformes; Engraulidae.